Messenger RNA from Drosophila sulfurigaster albostrigata, 3568 nucleotides. It is a transcript of the gene gish, whose product is annotated as casein kinase I. Gene Ontology annotation, cellular component: plasma membrane; cytoplasm; nucleus. The record is from RefSeq and is a predicted model, not a curated record. Gene Ontology annotation, biological process: signal transduction; endocytosis; peptidyl-serine phosphorylation. The transcript is spliced from 14 exons. Gene Ontology annotation, molecular function: ATP binding; protein serine/threonine kinase activity. Lineage: Eukaryota; Metazoa; Arthropoda; Insecta; Diptera; Drosophilidae. The coding region runs from base 595 to 2037 and encodes 480 amino acids.
CGUGCGCCGAAGUAGUUGUCGUUUUCUUGCGGCCGUUAUCUCGUUGCUGUUGGCUUAACAAAUAAAAAUAAAAGCAGAAAGAAAUAAACAAAGUUGUUUUUGCAACGCUCGGUCGCGCGGAGCGCUGCGGUUUUUUUAAGCAAACACAAAUCGCAAAAGUUAUGCCAAUUAAUCAAGUGAUCCUUAGUAGUGUCUGUGUUAAAAACCCACUGGAAAAGUUACAAUAACAUUAAUGCAGUUAUCAAAACAAGUUUAAAUUAACAUUCACAACAAAAAGCUACAAUAUCGGCGUAGCUGCAGAGUUAAUGGCCGCAGCAGCAUCUGUAGCAGCCUAAGAAAACAGCUGUGCUCCGAGUUUGUAAGCAAAUACUGUGCUGACCCUCCUCAGGGCUCCCCUGCAACGCCAACAACGUCAAUGUAUGAGACCUCAGUGGCAUAUUGAGAGCGCGCGAGAGAGCGAGAGCAAAGCAGAACCAAAAGAACCAUUUGUCGGAGUUUGCCGGUGGCGGUGGCCCACAGACAACAACUGCCGGUCCAUCCGCUGGUAAUGUGGCUAAUAAUACCAUCGUUGGUGGGAAAAGCACAAGCAAUAACAUGUACUCCACCCGCCAAUCUGUAAGCACCACAACCGGUGUCCUUAUGGUCGGACCAAAUUUUCGUGUUGGCAAAAAAAUUGGCUGUGGUAACUUUGGCGAGUUACGUUUAGGCAAAAAUCUUUACAACAAUGAACAUGUAGCAAUAAAAAUGGAGCCUAUGAAGUCAAAGGCUCCUCAACUACACUUAGAGUAUAGGUUUUAUAAGCUAUUAGGAUCACAUGCCGAUAACGCCCCAGAAGGCAUACCACGCAUUUAUCACCUGGGCACUUGCGGUGGGCGUUACAAUGCCAUGGUGUUAGAGUUAUUGGGAUUAUCAUUAGAAGAUCUCUUCAAUAUUUGCUCCCGUAAAUUUUCACUUAAGACUGUAUUGAUGAUAGCAAAACAACUUCUCCACCGGAUCGAAUAUGUUCAUAGUCGGCACUUAAUAUAUAGGGAUGUAAAACCAGAGAACUUUCUCAUUGGCAGAACAUCGACAAAACGUGAAAAAAUUAUACACAUUAUUGAUUUCGGUUUGGCCAAAGAAUACAUUGAUUUAGAUACAAAUAGGCAUAUACCAUAUCGAGAGCAUAAAUCCCUGACCGGUACUGCUCGCUAUAUGUCAAUCAAUACACAUAUGGGACGCGAGCAGUCAAGGCGUGACGAUCUGGAAGCCUUGGGACAUAUGUUUAUGUACUUCUUAAGAGGUUCACUGCCGUGGCAAGGCCUUAAGGCUGAUACACUCAAAGAAAGAUAUCAAAAAAUCGGUGAUACUAAACGGGCAACGCCUAUUGAGGUGCUUUGUGACGGCCAUCCCGAAGAGUUUGCGACAUAUUUGCGUUAUGUGCGGCGGUUAGAUUUUUUCGAAACUCCCGACUAUGAUUUUCUGCGAAGACUGUUUCAAGACUUAUUCGAGCGUAAGGGCUACACCGACGAGGGCGAAUUCGACUGGACAGGGAAGACAAUGACCAAGGACCAGCUGGAUCAAAUGAAGGUUCUUAAGAAUGCGGCACCUUCAUAUUUGGCAAAGAAUAAAUCUGAUAAGUCCACGCCCGUCGGAUCUCUCCAAACUGGCCAUGAAGUCAUCAUUUCACCAAAUAAAGAUCGUCAUAAUGUAACGGCUAAGGACGUCUCGUAUUUUGAUUUUGAUGAUGUUGAUAAUGAAAAUGAAGAAUAUAUAAUACUUCAGACAAAUGCCAAAGGAGGUGUUGCUGCGUGGCCGGACGUGCCCAAGCCGGGUGCGACCCUUGGCAAUCUGACACCCGCCGAUCGGCAUGGUUCAGUGCAGGUUGUGAGUUCGACAAAUGGCGAACUGAAUGCGGACGAUCCCACGGCCGGACACUCGAACACACCCAUCACACAGCAGCCUGAAGUAGAGCUUGUCGAUGAAACAAAUGGUUCCUUAUAUUCCAGAUGUUGUUGUUUCUUUAAACGAAAGAAGAAGAAAUCAACGCGCCAAAAAUGACUAGACGGUGUACAAUGUAGUCCAGAACGCGAGGCAGUUACAUUGCUGCGCGCCACUUCACAUUCAAACUCACGGGAUAGCGUAUUGAAUAAUCCAAGUCAGGAUUACAUACAACAAGCAACGUCGCAGCAUACGUUGCGUUAUCCUCCAUCCGCGUCAAUGUUGACGCCAACACCAACUACAAAUACACCGACACUUCCGUUGUAAUUUAUAUAAAUACAGAAAAUAGAAAGCAAAAACAAAUACAAAAAAAACUAAACAUUAAACACCGUCAAAACAAAAAAGGAAAAAAAGUAAAAAUUGCAACAAAAAAACAUAAUUUUAUUAUUAUUUUUUAUUAUUUACCAAUUUUGCGUUUAUGUUAAUUAUAUAAAUUAUUAUAAUUAUUAAUUAUAUUAUUAAUAAAAAAAGAAAAACAAACAAAAUGCAAAUACUAUACAUACACAAUUAUUGGAGGAUAAUAAAAAAGCAACUGUCAUAAUAUUUUCAUAAUUCAAUCAGGAGCCAGGUAGCUCAGUGUUGUGCUUAAAGUUUGAUAAAUAUCCAUUUGCUCUAAUCGAUGAGAAUUCAAAACUGUUUGACAAACACAUAGACACACACCCACACCCACCCACAGGCAGGCACUGACACAAAGCAGAGAAAACCACUUAAAACAUAUUUAGAUAUAUACACACAUACAUAUAUACCGAUAUAAACUAAUUUAAAUACUAGUGCAGCGUCAUUCAAUGAAAACUACAAUGCAUUACAUGUAUUAAUAUUUAUAGACAAACAACAAAUUGUACAUUAUUAUACGCGUAUAACAACAAAAUAUUCACAUCAUUCGAUCAACUAUUGAACACACAUAAAACUAAUGAGAAUGCAUACACACGUACGUUUACAUAUAUUUGUUUGCUUGUGUUUUUGUCCAGUAAAUCCAUUCGCACCCGUUAUUCAUUCGCUCUCUUCAACUUUCCUUUUCUUUUCGCGUAGUUAGCUUUUGUUUAGCUUUGCUUUUGGAUGCACUUUUUACAUCACAUCCAUACAUUGCUUGGCAGUCUUUUCUUUUUAACGAUGUUCUCUGCAUAGUCCCUGAUAUAUAGGGAACCCAAAAUAGAAAAGUGCUAAAAGCAAUCAAUUUUGUCUCGAUACAGGCUGCUGAACGAUGUAUGCGUGUUUAUUGUAUGUAUAUCAAUGAAAUAACUAAAUGAAUGAACAUUAAAUGCAAUUAAUAGUUGAAUUCUUUUUGUACAAGAUUUGUGCAUUUAUUUGAUUAGUGUGUUUUUAGGUCAAUUUUAUUUACAAAAUACAUUUAUGAAAUUUAGUAACAAAAAAAUUAUAUAAACUUCAGCUGGAAAUCCCUUCACAAGCAGCCUUAACAAAAACUAAAAAAAAAAACCAAAAAAAAAGAACAAGAUUAGUCCUCCUUAUAGGGGCACUGUAUUUCCCAAUAGCAAUAGCUAAUCAAAAGUAAACAAAAGUAACUAAAUAAUAUCAUGAACUUUCUAGUUAUUGAUGCAUGGAGGAAGUAAUAAAAAGAAAUAUGAAAAACUAA